CGAUUCGUUGUCGAGUCGGUCGGGACACCCUUGGCCAAGUUUGGGCCAACCAAAGAGCUCGUCGAGGCCAUCCGCGACGCCUUGCUUGGCCACAAGCGUGCAUUCGAUGCCGGCGUGCUCCAUUGCGACGUGAGCGAGGGAAACGUUCUCCUCUGCCGGCACCCGUCUGCUGGCUUCAAGGGAUUCCUACACGACCUCGAC
Molecule: messenger RNA, 201 nt
Organism: Fomitopsis serialis
Lineage: Eukaryota; Fungi; Basidiomycota; Agaricomycetes; Polyporales; Fomitopsidaceae
Exons: 2
Biological process (GO): protein phosphorylation
Molecular function (GO): protein kinase activity
Source: RefSeq, a predicted model, not a curated record